AUGACUGUCGAAAAUCUGCAGCAAGCACCCCCGUGCUCGUCGCUUGAUUUGGAAGCACCAGACGGGUAUGCCUCACAAGAGCAGCCUCUUGAAAAGGAAAUCAGUGUUGGCGACGGCAUUUCACAUCAAAGCAGCAGACCCCUUGCGGAGUCCUUCUCACUGCUGCACGAGAUCCUCUUUGUGGGCAUCAUAUGCACUGCACAGUUCACCACGCAAGUCGGCCUGGGCCAAGCGCUUUUCAUCAUCCACGACAUAGGGCAAAGCUUCAAUCUCACCGAUCCAAGCGAGUUGACAUGGCUGAUUGCCGGGUACAGCUUGACGGUUGGGACAUUCAUCCUCAUCAGUGGACGACUGGGAGAUAUGUUUGGUUACAAACUAAUGCUGAUCAUCGGAUUUACCUGGUUCUCGCUCUGGUCAAUGAUCGCCGGGCUAGCCAUAUACUCAAAUCAUGUACUGUUCGUCUUCGCUAGGGUCUUCCAAGGAAUUGGGCCUGCCAUCCUCCUACCAAAUGGGGUCGCUCUCCUCGGUGCAAGUUAUGCGAAUGGCAGCCCUAGAAAAGAUAUGGUAUUUGCGAUCUUCGGUGCUUGUGCCCCUGGCGGCUCGCUCAUCGGCGGUGCUUUUGCAGGGGUCUUCGCUUUGGCAUGGUGGCCGUGGACAUUUUUCUCUUUCGCCAUUAGCCUCGCCAUCCUUGCAAUGGCCUCUUUCUUCGUCAUUCCCGAACCCCCGCAAAGAACCGAAUUUGCGAAAUAUUCCCUCCGAAACAAAAUCGAGCUCCUUGAUCUGCCUGGCGCCACGGUGGGCGUUACCGCCCUGGUAUUGUUUAACUUCGCCUGGAAUCAAGCACCAAUUGUGGGCUGGCAGAAGGCAUAUGUCUACGUGACCAUGCUCAUCGGAAUUCUGCUAGUGCCGUUGUUUUUCUACAUUGAGUUUCGGGUCUCUAAAGCUCCUCUUGUGCCUUUCGAUGCACUAAGUGUGGAUGUUGGAUUUGUGUUGUCUUGCAUCAUCUGCGGUUGGGCUUCAUUCGGUAUAUGGGCUGUAUAUUUGGUCAAUUUCUUAGAGAUUCUACGAGGCGCAUCACCUCUGCUUACCGUGGCAUACAUGAGUCCGGUGGCCAUUUCAGGCGCUUGUGCAUCCGUCGUUACAGGGAUCCUCUUGUCCAAACUUCGGCCUGCAAUGGUCAUGACGAUCGCACUUACGUGGUUCACCGUUGGACACAUCCUGGUGGCCACUACCCCUGUCCACCAAACGUACUGGGCACAGACUUUCGUCGGACUGGUGCUGAUACCCUGGGGGAUGGAUAUGUCUUUCCCUGCGGCAACAAUCAUUCUCUCGAACGCUGUGCGCAAAGAACACCAAGGUAUCGCGGCCAGUCUUGUCACCACAAUCGUCAACUACAGUAUAUCUCUGGGACUGGGGUUCGCAGGGACCGUGGAGGUGCACGUCAAUCACGGCGGACGCACCCCACAUGAGAUCUUGCUGGGGUACCGUGCAGCAUGGUAUCUUGGAGUCGGGUUCGCCGGGCUCGGAUUGUGCAUAAGUAUUGUGUUUCUGCUCAGAGACUACUUUGGGCGCAGUACGAAGAAUCGUGUAUGA
Cladophialophora psammophila CBS 110553 is the source of this 1593-nucleotide messenger RNA. RefSeq lists its product as uncharacterized. Bases 1 to 1593 code for a protein of 530 amino acids. Gene Ontology annotation, biological process: transmembrane transport. Gene Ontology annotation, cellular component: membrane. NCBI's taxonomy places the organism in Eukaryota, Fungi, Ascomycota, Eurotiomycetes, Chaetothyriales, Herpotrichiellaceae. Gene Ontology annotation, molecular function: transmembrane transporter activity. The transcript is spliced from 3 exons. The record is from RefSeq and is a predicted model, not a curated record.